CAUUCUCUACAACUCCCUGAAUUGGUGGAAAAUCUGCUGCAUCAGCUGCAGGAGAAUUUCGAAGCUCCGACUGAAGAAGUACCUCUGAGAAUAGAAUAAAUGUGCAAGCACAUUGAUGAUCUUGAGAAGCAUGUUGCUGACCUGAUGACAGAGGCUGGGAUGGAACAUAACAAUGAAGGAUUAAGUUUUACUGUAUUUUAA
Messenger RNA from Calypte anna (Anna's hummingbird), 201 nucleotides. RefSeq names its product heat shock factor binding protein 1 like 1 (gene HSBP1L1). The record is from RefSeq and is a predicted model, not a curated record. Lineage: Eukaryota; Metazoa; Chordata; Aves; Apodiformes; Trochilidae. The annotation marks the transcript as partial. Gene Ontology annotation, biological process: cellular heat acclimation. The transcript has 3 exons. Gene Ontology annotation, cellular component: cytosol; nucleus. Gene Ontology annotation, molecular function: transcription corepressor activity.